Lethenteron reissneri (Far Eastern brook lamprey) is the source of this 1579-nucleotide messenger RNA. RefSeq lists its product as uncharacterized. The record is from RefSeq and is a predicted model, not a curated record. NCBI's taxonomy places the organism in Eukaryota, Metazoa, Chordata, Hyperoartia, Petromyzontiformes, Petromyzontidae.
AUGGUUCUGGUGACGCAUGAGGAGCCCGACCUCGCAUGGCCGCCGUCGUCGGAGAAAGCGUGCCGAUCGCGUGGCGCCCAUCUUUUCGACUUAUUGGCCGCCACGGCAGCACUGGCCGCUGAGAUGGAGCUGGGAGAGCCGGUGAUAGAGGUCAGAGUGUUGGAGCCGCGAGGAGACGAGCUCGCCGCUGCUGAGUCCCGCGCGCAGGAAAUGGCGGAUGUUCAGCCCGCACGCGCCGCCGCCAUUUUGGUGGACGGGUGGGACGGGGUUCCCGCCAAAAUAGACCUCCCGCCAAAACUGCGGUCCGAACGGCUCGCAAUGGUGGCUGUGUGCGCAGGGCCCUCCGAGAUGGCGGGAGCACCCAAAGGCGCCGAGCCUCUGCAAGUCUACGCGUCUCUCGAUGGCAACCGAUGGAGGAAGGACGAUGCAGGGCGAAAAAAACGGCGAGUCUUCCAGAAAGGGACCUUCUCUCAUCCAAGGAGCACCCCAGUCGUCUGCGAGAGGAUGCGAGCACCUGACACCCUCGACGUCACCUGUUGCGCCGACCAGAAGUGGCCUUCAGUGAGCUCCUUCGACGUGGUCCCAUCAGUGAGCGCCUCCGACACGGAGGAGGGCUGCCCCACGUGCAAGGCGUCGCUGCUCGUGGUGAAGGAGGCGGCCGAGGCGCUGUCGGCGGGGCCCGCGGAGCGCCGCGUGGCCGUGUGGAGGCACCGCGGGGGGAGCCCCGCCUUCGGCCUCGACGCCGAGUGGAAGUUCCCGAGCCUCGUCCUCUUCGCCGCUUCCACGCCCGUGAUGUACCAGGGCGCGUUCGUGGCGCAGGCCGUGGUGGACUGGGUGGAGGAGUCGCGGGGGGCGCGACUCGAGCGACUCCACGGGGCCAACUUCGAGAACUCGACUCGAAACCAGCAGAAGGGCGCGCCGGCCACGUGGCUCGUGAUGUUCUACGAGCCGUCAUGUGACGAGGUGCGGCCCUUGGUGCCCGUGAUGGGAGCCGUGGCGGCCAAGGCGCGCAGCGAGGCGCGGGUGGGGGUGGUGGACAUGGACUCGGAGACCACAGAGGGACUGGUCAAGCGCUUCGGGGUCAAGCGGGGCUGCUUCCCCACCAUCAUCCUGAUCAAGCAGGAGGAGGUGAAGCUAAAGUACCACAGGAGCGAGCGCAUCGUGGAGUCCGGCAGCAGCCUGGCCAAGGGAGUGAUGUACACGUUCAACCUGGAGAAGCACGAGGUGACCUUCGACUCGCUCAUGUUCUUCCUCACCGAGGGCUUCCAGGCCGAGGAGGGGGAGGAGGUGCCCCCCCCGUGGAGCCCCCUGGACGAGGUGAUUGACCAGAUAGCGUCCAAGUGCAAGAGUAUGUUCCUGGAGGACGGCGUGUGCGUGCUGGACGACAGCGAGGUCGAGCGGCUACAGUUCAAGGAGCCCGGCCGGCAGAAGUACCUCACCACCAACAUCCAGCCCCAGGGGGGGCGCGUGGUGGCCAUCGUGCUCGUGCUGGUGGCCAUGUUCGCCUGCCUGGGCCUCGCCUACGUCAAGCUCAAGUCGUGGGGGGUCCUGGGCUCCUGGAAACUCGAGUGAUGCGGUG